ACUUCCUUUUAUAACCAGUCGGCCAUAGACGUGGCGGCGGAGAAGCCCUCCGUCCGCCUCACUCCAACCAUGAUGCUUUAUUCCGGCCGCUCUCAAGACGGCAGCCACCUUCUGAAAAGUGGCCGGUACCUGCAACAAGAACUGCCAGUAAGGAUCGCUCACCGCAUCAAGGGCUUCCGCAGCCUUCCCUUCAUAAUCGGCUGCAACCCCACCAUCCUGCAUGUGCAUGAGCUGUACAUUCGUGCCUUCCAGAAGCUGACAGAUUUCCCUCCGAUCAAGGACCAGGCGGAUGAAGCCCAGUAUUGCCAGCUGGUGCGACAGCUGCUAGAUGAUCAUAAGGAUGUGGUGACUCUCUUAGCUGAGGGCCUGCGUGAGAGCCGCAAGCAUAUAGAGGAUGAAAAACUUGUCCGCUACUUCCUGGACAAGACAUUGACUUCCAGACUUGGGAUCCGCAUGUUGGCCACGCAUCAUCUGGCACUGCAUGAGGACAAGCUGGACUUUGUUGGCAUCAUCUGCACUCGUCUGUCACCAAAAAAGAUUAUUGAGAAGUGGGUGGACUUUGCCAGACGCCUGUGUGAGCACAAGUAUGGCAAUGCCCCCCGAGUCCGCAUCAACGGACAUGUGGCCGCUCGUUUUCCCUUCAUCCCUAUGCCACUGGACUACAUCCUGCCCGAGUUGCUCAAGAAUGCCAUGAGAGCCACCAUGGAGAGUCACCUAGACACUCCCUACAACGUCCCGGAUGUGGUCAUCACUAUCGCCAACAAUGAUAUCGAUUUCAUCAUCAGGAUUUCAGAUCGGGGUGGAGGAGUCGCUCACACAAACUUGGAUCGGGUCAUGGAUUACCACUUCACUACAGCGGAGGCCAGCACCCAGGAUCCCCGUAUCAGUCCCCUCUUUGGCCAUCUGGACAUGCACAGUGGCAGCCAGUCAGGACCCAUGCAUGGUUUUGGCUUCGGGUUGCCCACGUCUCGGGCCUACGCAGAGUACCUUGGUGGUUCCCUACAGCUGCAGUCCCUGCAGGGCAUCGGCACAGAUGUCUAUCUGCGGCUCCGACACAUCGAUGGCCGGGAGGAAAGCUUCCGAAUCUGACCCCUGGCCUGCUUGCCUGCCAGGACCUUCUGGGUUGGGCACAGUGGCACUCUGCUCCACACACUGCUGCACCUUAGGUCUUCAGGCCUCAGCCAGAAGGACUUACAUGGAGCUGGGUGCCACCCCUCCUCAGUAGAGCCCACUGGUUUCUCACCUCCUGGUUGUGGAGGGGAGGAAGCAGGGACCUCUGGGGCUCUAGCACCAGCUCUGUUAUUCUUGUUCCUGGGGAACCCCUAUUUGACCUGCUGUUUGUUAUUAAAAUUCACAUUCUGAAUGUC
This is a messenger RNA of Fukomys damarensis (Damara mole-rat), 1367 nucleotides long. RefSeq names its product branched chain keto acid dehydrogenase kinase (gene Bckdk). Lineage: Eukaryota; Metazoa; Chordata; Mammalia; Rodentia; Bathyergidae. Gene Ontology annotation, cellular component: mitochondrion. Gene Ontology annotation, molecular function: pyruvate dehydrogenase (acetyl-transferring) kinase activity. The record is from RefSeq and is a predicted model, not a curated record. The transcript has 11 exons. Gene Ontology annotation, biological process: protein phosphorylation; regulation of glucose metabolic process. Bases 70 to 1089 code for a protein of 339 amino acids.